AUGCAUUCAAUUGAUUCUGUCAGAGGUGGGGAUGUAGAAAAAAAGAAUGAGAGGGGAACCUUAAUUGUUAUCGAGGGGUUGGACCGCGCUGGCAAAUCAAGCCAGUGCGAAAUGCUUCAAGAAUACCUUAAGGCACAAGGAAAAGCUGUCCGAUACAUUCGAUUUCCAGACAGGACCACGCCCAUCGGGAAGCUCAUAGAUAACUAUUUACGCGGUUCGACCAACCAGGACGACCAUUCUAUCCACCUCCUUUUCUCUGCAAACCGCUGGGAGGUCGCAAAAACCAUUGAAGCAGAUAUUGCCAAUGGAACCACUAUCAUCGUGGACCGCUAUUCAUACUCCGGUGCGGUGUACUCGGCCGCCAAAGCAAACCCCACACUUUCACUCGAGUGGGCCUGGCAACCCGAGAUCGGUCUUCCUCUCCCAGAUAUAUGUUUGUUCCUUAGCAUCUCUGCCGAGGAAGCAGCAAAACGUGGUGGGUACGGUGCAGAAAGAUAUGAAAAUGAGGCAAUGCAGAAGCGCGUUCGUGAGCUCUUCAGCACUUUGUUCCAGAAGCAAGAAGAUAUUUCUAUCAUCGAUGCUGGAAAAACGGUCGACGAAGUAUCACAUGAUAUACAGGCCGUCGUUUCAGGCUGUAUGGCCGGCGCAACUGGCCCUUUGGGAACUUUAGGGCCCCUUAAGAAUUAA
Molecule: messenger RNA, 687 nt
Organism: Penicillium taxi
Lineage: Eukaryota; Fungi; Ascomycota; Eurotiomycetes; Eurotiales; Aspergillaceae
Product: bifunctional thymidylate/uridylate kinase
Exons: 2
Coding region: 1-687 (228 amino acids)
Biological process (GO): dTDP biosynthetic process; dUDP biosynthetic process; dTTP biosynthetic process
Cellular component (GO): nucleus; cytoplasm; cytosol
Molecular function (GO): dTMP kinase activity; ATP binding
Source: RefSeq, a predicted model, not a curated record